Messenger RNA from Manihot esculenta (cassava), 1164 nucleotides. Its product is annotated as 50S ribosomal protein L3, chloroplastic. The coding region runs from base 162 to 1031 and encodes 289 amino acids. The record is from RefSeq and is a predicted model, not a curated record. Gene Ontology annotation, cellular component: ribosome; chloroplast envelope. Lineage: Eukaryota; Viridiplantae; Streptophyta; Magnoliopsida; Malpighiales; Euphorbiaceae. Gene Ontology annotation, biological process: translation. The transcript has 2 exons. Gene Ontology annotation, molecular function: structural constituent of ribosome.
UCUACCCCCCAAUUGAGGAUAAGAAAAACAGCCGCUCUCUGCUUUUCUCUGCAGUCUAUCCUUUCGAUUUCCAUAGAAUUUGUUUCUAACAAAUGAAGCAGUGGUUAAUUCGAUUUUCCUCCAAUCCCAAUUCCUAAUCCAAAAUAUUUGAAAACGAGAAUAUGCCAAUCUCAGCUGUUUCACCGCUAGGCCAUUGCUAUUGCACUUCAUCACUUGUUAAACCCAGAAUCCCCACCAAUUCCUUGAAAUGUAGUUUCCUUUCCCCCAUCACCCGGAACCCACUUCUUUCCCACACCAAAACUCCUCUCGCUUUCACCACCUGCACUGGCAGAAGUAAGAAAUUUAGCCUCGCCAUUGUGGCAAUGAGCACGGAAGCUGGAGUUGGUGUGAUGGGAACUAAACUUGGCAUGAUGAGUUUCUUUGAGCCUAAUGGAACGGUUGUGCCUGUCACUGUUGUUGGCUUUCGAGAAGGGAACAUUGUGACUCAAAUUAAGACUCAGGCAACUGAUGGGUAUGAUUCGGUUCAGGUGGGUUAUAGGAGGGUUAGGGAUAAAAAGCUGACAAAGCCUGAGUUGGGGCAUUUGGAGAAGUCUGGGAUUAUACCUAUGAGGCAUUUGCAAGAGUUUAGGUUGCAAAAUAUUGAUGGGUUUGAGGUUGGACAGAAGUUGGUUCUCGAGGAGCUUUUUAAGGAGGGGGAUCUUGUUGAUGUCUCUGGAACAACCAUCGGCAAAGGCUUUCAAGGUGGAAUUAAGCGGCACAAUUUCAAGAGAGGCCAAAUGACCCAUGGUUCCAAGAGUCAUAGAGCACUGGGAUCCAUUGGUGCUGGAACAACACCUGGCCGAGUAUACAAGGGUAAGAAGAUGCCUGGCAGGAUGGGUGGAACCAAAACAAAGAUCAGGAAACUCAGAAUUGUUAAAAUUGAUAAUGAUCUUCGUGUUGUGAUGAUCAAAGGUGCUCUCCCUGGUAAGCCAGGAAAUCUUCUACGGAUAGCACCCGCUAAGAUUGUUGGGAAAAACAUACCUAAGAACUAGUUCUGAUGUAAUAGUUUUGUUUUUCUGAUGUAGCAACCUUUUCAAUGCCUCAGUAUUCUGUGUAACCUUUUAAAAUAGUGUCUCUUGCUUGUUGGAUCUUUGCCUUUAAAUGCUUCAAUUCUGUCUUCGUGAA